GAGGGCAUUGAACGCGCCAGUGUUCAUUUGGAAAGUUAGCUUGGCAGCUAGAGACUAAAAUCAUCAACUCCGCGUGAUUGUCGUCACCGUGACUGGAUAAACAACGUUAUAUCAUUCAAAGAUGUCUACGAAUACUUAACGAGACGCGUGGGUUCACGCACUCGAUAUUUUAACUCGCGUGUAAUCCAAGAAUGGCUCGUGUGUGUGGUUAGCUUUUCGCUUGCUUCGGAUUUGCAUGUUCGAGUGAAGCGACAUCAUCACGACAAAAUGUGGGACAGUUCAAACCUAAGUCUUUCCGCACAUGAACAGAAAGAGCUCGCCAAAAGAAUCACUUCAUUUUUAUCACAGUAUACAUACUUGUCCGAGUCAUAUAUCAUUGAGUUCUUCACUGAAGAUUUGUGGCACAAAUUGCCUGUCAGCUGGCAGUCUGUUCUGCAGCAUUUGUCCUAUUAUCAAAUAGCAGAGUUGCUGCUAGAUGCGGGACAUGGACACAGGAGGUAUUCGAGCGUGUGGCCUCUGUCCCUCUUUGCUUUCCGGGCCACUGCUCACUCCCUUGCCUUUCCCAGAAGUUUCAGGCGGUCACAAACCCGCCCGGACGCUCAGGCCAAACCCGAAGAGUUUCAGGAGAACCAGAAUCAGAGUUCGUUGCUGGCACACGCCUUCCGCAAGCACGUCAAGCCCAAGAAGCAACACGAGAUCCGCAAGCUGGGCACGUUGGUUAAGAAACUUUGUGAACAGACUGAGUGCAACCGAGUCGUGGAUGUUGGUUCUGGACAGGGUCACCUGACUCGGUUUCUGUCGUUCGGGCUUGGCUUGUCAGUGACGGCCAUCGAGGCCGACCCUGCCCUUGUUGCCAUGGCAACUAAGUUUGAUGGACAGCUGCUGUGUGCCUUGGACAAAGAGCGGCGGAAAAAAAAGAAGUUUGCCACUGAGCCGUCAUCAUCACAGGCGUGUCCUCGCCACGUGGCAGGUUGGGUGGACCCAAAGGCAUCCUGGGAGGUCUUCAUGCAGCAGCUGGGCAUAGACCCCGCUGAUGCCGAAGAUUCCUUUGCUCCUUGUAAAAAGAGACUCUGGUCCCCUGAGCACACUGCAGAUGCAGCAGUCCUCGAGGGAGACGUCCAGCGAGACAUGGUCCUCACUAGUCUGCAUGCGUGUGGGGACCUCAGCCCCACUCUCCUCCGCCAUUUCGUCAAAUGUCCUCACAUACGCGCCAUCACGUCUGUGUCGUGCUGCUACAUGAAGCUCACCACCAAAGAACAACCCGCCCCUCCAGGCGUGCUCAGACCCCCCAAUACGUCAAAGUUAGACCCCGAACCCCGUGUCCGGGAUUUCGGGUACCCGAUGAGCAUGCACGUGCGAGGGCUGCCGGGACACCAGCUGUCCUACAAGGCGCGGGAGGGGGCCUGUCACGCCAUGGAGGACUACGUGGUGAGGCUGCGCGAGGAAAGCGCGCUGCUGAGGACGCAUUGCUACCGCGCCGCACUGGAGGUCGUCAUCACGAACAGCAGGCCCGAUCUGCGCAGGGCAGGAAUACAGACGCUGAAGAAAGCCCACUUGUUGACCUUCAAUGAGUAUGCCCACUUAGGUCUGGCCCGGGUGGGCCUGCCCCCUUCCCUGCUUUUGGACAAGGGACGCUUGGACGCAAUGCUAGCACAGCAGGGCCGGGUGGUGGUUUUCUUCAGCCUGGCGCUGUUGCUGGCUCCCGUGGUGGAGACGCUGGUGCUGUUGGACCGCAUCAUCUACCUGCAGGAGAACGGAUUGCACAGUCAGUUGGUUCCUCUUUUCGACCCAAAUUUUUCUCCGAGGAAUUUUGUGCUGGUGGCUCAGAAGACUCCAGAAUAAAAGUCUUCAAAAGGACUGUACGGGAUGAGGACUUCGAGCUAAUAGCCUCACUUUUUGGAGGUUUUUAAACAACAUAAUACUGUGGGGUGUGGACUUUUUUUUUUUUUUUUUAAUCUUGCAAUGGA
This is a messenger RNA of Hippocampus comes (tiger tail seahorse), 1967 nucleotides long. It is a transcript of the gene mettl25b, whose product is annotated as methyltransferase like 25B. The transcript is spliced from 8 exons. NCBI's taxonomy places the organism in Eukaryota, Metazoa, Chordata, Actinopteri, Syngnathiformes, Syngnathidae. The record is from RefSeq and is a predicted model, not a curated record. Bases 268 to 1842 code for a protein of 524 amino acids. Gene Ontology annotation, molecular function: rRNA (adenine-N6,N6-)-dimethyltransferase activity. Gene Ontology annotation, biological process: rRNA modification.